CAGACCUGUGUCUCGUGAUCUGCGUUGAGACUACGGAAAUGGGUUGAAUCAACCAAUCUUAUCGCAGGCGGGAAUUUGAACAUUCGUCUCAACCAAUCAGCAUCCACUAGCCACUGGAGCAUCGGAUUCGGCGGCGCUUGUGGAUACGCAGCCACAUUGCUUUGUAGCGUAUCUCCACGUUAUAUAUUCUAUAUUUUUUUUGUUAACCAAGGCAUAAUAAUUAGGUUCAUUAAAGAAAAAAAAUCAUUCGCGCCCUGAAGGACACCAACCCGAAGCGAUGACAGGCUCAAACGAGUACAAGUUAAACCAGGGACCGGAGGACGGCAUCUCUGCUGUCAAGUUCAGCCCCAGCACAGCCCAGUUCCUGCUGGUUUCUUCCUGGGACUGCACUGUUCGUCUCUUUGAUGUCACAGCCAACACCAUGCGGAUGAAAUACCAGCACACAGCUCCAGUUUUGGACUGUGCUUUUUAUGACCCAACACAUUCUUGGAGUGGAGGUUUAGAUGCACAAUUAAAAACUCACGAUUUGAACACAGACCAAGAUACAAUAGUUGGAACGCAUGAUGCUGCCAUUCGUUGUGUGGAAUACUGCCCAGAGGUUAAUGUCAUGGUAACGGGUAGCUGGGACAGAUCAGUUCGGCUCUGGGACCCAAGGACGCCCUGCAAUGCUGGCACAUUUACCCAGCCUGAAAAGGUGUAUACCCUCUCUGUGGCUGGAGAUAGGCUGAUCGUUGGCACAGCUGGAAGACGAGUCCUGGUGUGGGAUUUGAGGAACAUGGGCUACGUACAGCAAAGAAGAGAGUCCAGUCUCAAGUAUCAGACGCGCUGCAUUAGAGCCUUCCCCAACAAACAGGGCUACGUCUUGAGUUCAAUCGAGGGACGUGUAGCUGUGGAGUACCUGGACCCGAGCCAGGAGGUCCAGAAGAAGAAGUAUGCCUUCAAAUGCCACAGGCUGAAGGAGGAGGGAAUUGAGUUUGUUUACCCCGUCAAUGCCAUCUCGUUUCACAGUAUUCAUAACACCUUUGCCACAGGUGGCUCAGACGGCUUUGUAAACAUCUGGGACCCGUUCAACAAGAAGCGCCUGUGUCAGUUCCACAGGUACCCGACCAGCAUCGCCUCACUGGCGUUCAAUAACGACGGCACCAUGCUUGCAAUCGCCUCCUCCUACAUGCACGAGAGGGGAGACAUCAGCCACCCAGAAGAUGCCAUCUUCAUCCGCCAAGUCACGGAUGCUGAGACGAAACCCAAGUCAACCUAAGUCCGCCUCGGAAUGGUUCCCUCUGCGUAUGAAGCCUUUUAUCACAUUUGGGUUAUCUGCUGGCAUCCAGUGUGUACCAUUACCUUGUUUCCUUUCAUUUCUUUCCAUUCCAAUUUUAUUUUUAUUUUUUCUUGUAAUUUGUGAUAACCUUUCUCCUCUUUUGUGUCUCUUGUUAAAUAUUUCAUUGUUUCAUGUAUGAUAUGAUAACCAGCUGUUUUCUUGACUAAAACGUAUUUUGUAUACACCUUUUUUUUAGACAUUUUUUACGCGGUCAUUUUGGAGUCAUCAACUAUGUAUCGUUGAUUUUAAAUUUGUUGUCUGACUCUAGUUACUUCUCACUUCACUUAAGCUGUCCUGUCUUGUAAAACUGAUAGGAGUUUGACACUUUUACGCAAUAAUAAAACCAUUUGUAUCUCAA
Molecule: messenger RNA, 1676 nt
Organism: Sander lucioperca (pikeperch)
Lineage: Eukaryota; Metazoa; Chordata; Actinopteri; Perciformes; Percidae
Gene: bub3
Product: BUB3 mitotic checkpoint protein
Exons: 8
Coding region: 278-1258 (326 amino acids)
Biological process (GO): mitotic spindle assembly checkpoint signaling
Cellular component (GO): kinetochore; bub1-bub3 complex; mitotic checkpoint complex
Molecular function (GO): ubiquitin binding
Source: RefSeq, a predicted model, not a curated record